This is a messenger RNA of Xiphophorus maculatus (southern platyfish), 940 nucleotides long. RefSeq names its product heart and neural crest derivatives expressed 1 (gene hand1). NCBI's taxonomy places the organism in Eukaryota, Metazoa, Chordata, Actinopteri, Cyprinodontiformes, Poeciliidae. Gene Ontology annotation, biological process: regulation of transcription by RNA polymerase II; heart development. The record is from RefSeq and is a predicted model, not a curated record. The coding region runs from base 299 to 883 and encodes 194 amino acids. The transcript is spliced from 2 exons. Gene Ontology annotation, molecular function: protein dimerization activity; DNA-binding transcription factor activity, RNA polymerase II-specific; RNA polymerase II transcription regulatory region sequence-specific DNA binding.
CCUGGGGCCUCACACCUUCAGCUGGGUCAAAUUUCUCCUGCAGGUCACUGCGUCCUCUUCGUGAAAAGAGGUUUCAUCUGGACCGUGGCGCAUCGCUGACGUUUCAUCCCUGGAAUACUUUUUAAGGCUGAGCUUUUUAAGAAUCUUGGACCAUGUGAAAUAAAUCGAUUUAAGCUUGUAAAUGAAUUUAGGAGAGUCCUCGACUAAGUUUCGAAUGAGUUCUGCUCGCUGGUGAUCCCCGAGCAGAGACGGUUUAGGGGGGGGGAGGCGAACGAGCGCAUUUUCUUCCCGGCACAGCAUGAACCUCAUCGGGGGCUACCAGCAUCACCACCACCACCACCUGAUGCACGAACCUUUCCCGUUCGUCCAGCGGUGCCACCAGGACGCGCCGUACUUCCAGAGCUGGGUGGUGAACCACGGGGAGGUGCCCGCGGACUUCCAGAUCCAGGCGCCCUUCACGCCGUCCGCGGAGCUGGGCGCGCAUGGAGCUGCGCACGACGGCCGGCUCGAGGGGCUCCAGCCGGGGAUGGGGAAGAGGAGAGCGUCCGGGCCGAAGAAGGAGCGCCGCAGAACGGAGAGCAUCAACACGGCUUUCGCGGAGCUCCGGGAGUGUAUUCCCAACGUUCCCGCAGACACCAAACUGUCCAAAAUCAAAACUCUGCGUCUGGCGACCAGUUACAUCGCGUAUCUGAUGGACGUGCUGGCCAAAGACUCCGGCGAGACGGAGGGCUUUAAGGCCGAGAUUAAGAAAUUUGAAACGCGGGAUUUGAAAAGGAAACGAGAGCUGACCGACGGCCUGCAGGAGACUUUUGGAGGCGAAAAGAAGGUGAAGGGCCGGACCGGGUGGCCGCAGCAGGUCUGGGCCCUGGAGCUCAACCAGUGACCUCCUCAGAAAAGACACACACACACACACACACACACACACACACACACACACACA